CUUUCUUCUGAAGCCAUGGCGUCUUCUGAUCUGACAGACGAGCUGCUCUGCUCCAUUUGUCUGAACGUCUUUGAAGAUCCUGUAACCCUGAGAUGUGGGCACAGCUUCUGCCAGGUCUGUAUUGACCAAGUCCUGAAUACACAGGACAGAUCUGGAGUUUAUUCCUGUCCUGAGUGUAGACCUAACUUUAAUGAGCGGCCUACCCUGCAGAGGAACAUAACUCUACGUAAUGUAGCAGAACGUCUACUCCUGUCUACUAAGCCUACACAGAAAGAGGUCCCCUGGAUAUGUUGUACUUACUGCAUUUGUUCUCUUACACCAGCUGUUAAAUCCUGUCUACACUGUGAAGUUUCAUUGUGUGAUAACCACCUAAAAGCUCAUAGUACAGCAACAAAACACGUUCUUACAGAUCCCUGCACCUUUCUACAGAACAGGAAAUGUUCUGUCCAUAAGAAUAUCCUGGAAUAUUACUGUAAACAGGAUGCUGCUUGUAUCUGUGUUUAUUGCUCAGCAGAAGAGCACAGAGGACACCAGGUGGAAAAGCUGGAUGUGGCCUCUGAGAAGAAGAAGGAGAAACUGAGACAUGUUCUAUUGAAAUUGAUCACAAAGAAAGAGGAGACUGAGGAAACAGUCCAGAAUUUGGAGGAGCAUGGGAGAAAAGUUCAAGAAACAGCUGCUGGAGAAGUUAAAAGAGUCACUGCACUAUUUACAGACAUCAGGAGACGGUUGGAUGAUGUGGAAAAGAGGGUCCUCAGUGAGAUCUCCAGGCAGGAAAAGCAGGUGUCACUGUCUUAUGUGAUCCAAAAGCUGGAAAUAAAGAAGGACAAACUGGUCAGGAAGAUGAAGCAAAUUGAGAAGCUGUGUAACAUGACGGAUCCACUGACUAUCUUACAAGAACCAGAUAUGUGUGAUCCUGAGGAGGAGGAGGAAGCCGAGGAGGACAUAGAAAGACAUAAGACGCAAGAUGUAGAUGUGGCUGUAAUUACAGGGAUGUUACAUGCAGGUUUCUCUGAUAUAAUGUUAUAUCUACAGACUAUAUCAUCCAUAAAACCAAUAGAAAUGAGGUCACAACCAAAAUCUCUGCCCACACUGGCUUUACCUUUACCAAGUACAGAAUAUGGGGUAAUAGACAGGACUGAGGGUAUUGGGGGGGAGGUUAUAGCUGCAGACAAGGGAUGGAUCUAUAGGCAGGGUCCUGCAGAUAUACUACUGGAUCUAAGCACAGCUAAUAAUAAUAUCCUUAUAUCAGAUGACCUGAAAACGGCAACUUUUACACAAAAGAAGCAGAAUCGUCCAGUAACAGCAGAGAGAUUCCAGCACCAUCAGGUGUUAAGCAGCAGCAGUUUUUCCUCAGGGCGACAUUUCUGGGAUGUAGAGAUCAGUGGACCAGUAUUGUGGAUGGUGGGAAUGUGUUAUCCCAGUAUAGAUAGGAAAGGUGAUCAGUCAUACUUGGGGGACAAUGAGAAGUCCUGGUGUUUGUCUGGAGGGAAGGUAUGUAAUGAUCAUUAUUUAGUAAUAUACGAUGGUGAAGACAUCCAGUUACCUCACCAGAUCUCCAGUGAUAGAUUCCGGAUAUGUCUGGAUUAUGAGGCCGGGGAGUUGUCCUUUUUUGAGCUGUGUGCCCCCGUCAAACACUUAUAUACCAUUACUAAAACCUUCACAGAGCCCCUACAUGCUGCAUUAGGCGUAUAUGAUGGUUAUAUUAAGAUAUUAGGGGUAGCAGGAACUACGAGGAACCUGCAACACAGAAGAAAUUAACAUUUAUCAAAACUGGUGUAAAAGAAAAUUGGCUUAGUUGCCCAUAGCAACCAAUUAGAUUCCACGUGUCAUUUUCAAAAGGAGCUCUGAAAAGUGAAAUGUGGAAUCUGACUGACUUAGUUGCCCAUAGCAAACAAUUAAUAAAUCUCCCCCAGUGACUGUGGGAAAGUGGCCUUGACCUCAUUUAUCAAAACUGUCUAACAGGAUAACUGUCUUAGUUGCCCAUAGCGACCAAUCAGAGCUCACCUUAAAUUUUUGCAGGACACUUUGAGAAAUAAAAGGUGAGUUCUGUUUGGUUGUUGUUGGCCAUUAAUACAGUUGGACAGUUUUGAUAAAUGAGGCCAAAUGCAUGUGUUUUGCCGCAUUUUUAUAUUG
Molecule: messenger RNA, 2133 nt
Organism: Bufo bufo (common toad)
Lineage: Eukaryota; Metazoa; Chordata; Amphibia; Anura; Bufonidae
Product: E3 ubiquitin/ISG15 ligase TRIM25-like
Exons: 1
Coding region: 16-1758 (580 amino acids)
Molecular function (GO): zinc ion binding; protein binding
Source: RefSeq, a predicted model, not a curated record